Messenger RNA from Cryptococcus amylolentus CBS 6039, 658 nucleotides. RefSeq lists its product as hypothetical. Lineage: Eukaryota; Fungi; Basidiomycota; Tremellomycetes; Tremellales; Cryptococcaceae. Bases 97 to 549 code for a protein of 150 amino acids. The transcript has 2 exons. The record is from RefSeq and is a predicted model, not a curated record.
CCGAAAUUCAGCUUCUCCGAUAACCAUAAAGUGUUCCCACAUCACUCGACAUCUACAACAAUCAAAUCACCUCAGACACAAAUCCUUCGCACGACAAUGAGCCAGCUUUCAGACCUCGAACUCGUAGCGCAAGCCAUGUCCGGCUCAGAGCAGCCCCCAGCCUCCAAUGGCACAGCUCAAACAACAAACGGCGCCCACGCCGGUAUAAACCUAUCCUCACUGCCAAACGUGGACCCCUCCUCUCUCCUCCCCGCCGACCUCGCGUCUCUCCAUCCCCUCCUCGCAUCCCUAUCUCUCUCCCCAGAAGAUCUCGACAAUCUUGACGAGGGAGAGAUCGGUGCUAUUCUGGGACAGCUGGAAGCGGCGGAUGGGGUGGCGGAUGAUUUGGAGGGAAAGCUGGAUAAGUUGUUGGAAAUGCUCGGUGGGGUUGAGGAGGAGAUUGUGGGAGGGAAGGGUGAACUGCAAGAAGGAGAGUCAUUGCAGAAGACAGAGGGCGAGAAGAAGACGCCUGAAACCGAAGCAAAGACUGAAGGAAAGAAGCAAGCUUAGGUGGACGGACGAAGCUUGGCAGAAGAUUACCGAUGGUGUUCAUACUGUAACUGCAACUAUAAUGACUGUGAUGACCUUCCAGUACAUGCGACAUGUGAUACAUAGACAA